Monosiga brevicollis MX1 is the source of this 1325-nucleotide messenger RNA. RefSeq lists its product as uncharacterized. Gene Ontology annotation, biological process: nucleotide-sugar metabolic process; regulation of DNA repair; carbohydrate metabolic process. Lineage: Eukaryota; Choanoflagellata; Craspedida; Salpingoecidae. Gene Ontology annotation, molecular function: poly(ADP-ribose) glycohydrolase activity. The transcript is spliced from 7 exons. The record is from RefSeq and is a predicted model, not a curated record. The coding region runs from base 1 to 1266 and encodes 421 amino acids. Gene Ontology annotation, cellular component: nucleus; cytoplasm.
AUGUGCCGAAGCUCGCUCACUACCCGGCUGGGAUCGUUUGCCUUGCUCUGUCCCCCCGUCUGCCUCAGCAGUAGACCUCGGGGUCUCGAGUGGUGCGUUACACAGCUAGAGGAUGGAGGCACUCGGGCUUUGCGAGCCAUCGUGCGCUACGCGACUGAAUUCGGGUCCCACUUUCCGGAUGGGCACAUGCCCAUCCUCUGUGCUCGCAACACCAGCACAGCGCCAGCAGCGACCACGCCCCAUCGCCUCGAGCUCGAACUGACCAAUUGCCAGCUGACCUGUAUGCUAGCUCUGAUGUUUAUUGCUGGUCUCCCCGAGCCCGACGCCACCGAAGCUGCCAUCGGUUGCAAAAUGCCCCCUCUGAACGGCCUUAGCUUUCUGCUUGCCAGCCCAUGUGCCUCUGAUCGGGCCAAGCUUCUGAUGAUAUUGACAUUCUUCGACAACCACCACGCGGCCCCGCCCAUUGGACAACAUCGCGUCUGCCGCCAACCAACCCCAUCACACCUUUUGACGGAGCACGAUUGGGCCCAUCAAACUGCAGAGCUCGGCCAGCUGGAGGUGACCGAUACGGGCUUGAUUGAGGAAGAUCCCACAGCCAUUCAAGUCGACUUUGCCAACUGCUCGUUUGGUGGUGGCGUUUUGUGGGAUGGCAAUGCCCAGGAAGAGUGCCGACUGGCGUCCGCCGCUCUACUUUUGCCUUUCAUCGCAAUCUGUCCCUUCCAAGAACCAGAUGAAGCCUUGCAAUUUUAUGGUGUUCUCACCACAGCCCACGGCAUCGGGUUUGGCAAUAACCUGCGCUUCAAGUCCCGUGCCUUGGCCCCAGCUACUCCGUCGCGCACCAUUCUGGUGGCCAUGGACGCGCUGGAAAUUAUGACGAAUCGUCUUGAUCAAUACGCCACCACCCACCAACUUCGCGAACUACGCAAGGCCUCGGCCGCCUUUGACGUUGCUGCUGACCGACUAGUCGACCCUCAGCGACGCAUCAUUGCCACCGGCAACUGGGGCUGUGGUAUAUUUGGAGGCGAUCGACAACUCAAGGCUUUGCUGCAGUGGAUGGCUGCCAGUGCUCUCAACUAUGACCUCCGCUACCACACUUUUGAUCAGACGGAGAGUGCUUUUGGCCGCGAUUUGCGCGCGCUGGCGCGACACGUCACCUUGCAGCCCACCACAGUGGCGCAACUAUGGCAAGCUUUGCAGACAAGUUUGGAAACAAGCUCAAGAAACCUCCUAGCACGCAUUCUCAAACAUCUCCAACGAAGCGAAUGAGCAGCCAACCAAACAAGUACAAGGGGGCAUUCGACUUGCUUUAAUCAUCAAUUAUCAGC